GCACAUUUAACAUGCUGGUAGAAAUGAGGUCAAACGGAUUUAAGUUUCCCUGCAUUAAAGUCCUCGGCCACUCUGUACGCCACCUCUGGAUGAGAGUUUUCCUGAUUGCGUAUGGCCGUAUACAGCUCAUUGUGUGGUCUUAGUACCAGCAUUAGUUUGUGGUGGUAAAUAGACAUUUACGAAUAAUUUUAAUGAUAACUCUCUUGGUAAAUAGUGUGGUCUACAGCUUAUCGUGAGAUACUCUACCUCAGUCGUGCAAAAUCUUGAGACUUCCUUAAUAUUAGAUUUCAUUCACCAGCUGUUUACAAAUAUACACAGACCGCCACCCCUUCUCUUACUGGAGGCGGCUGUUCUAUCUUGCCAAUGCAGUGUAAAACCUACCAGCUGUAUGUUAUUCAUGUCGUCAUUCAGCAACGACUCGGUGAAAUAUAAGAUAUCACAGUUUUUAAUGUCCCAUUGGUAGGAUAUACGUGAUCGUAGUUUGUCUAUUUUGUUAUCCAAUGAUUGUACGUUGGCUAAUAGGACUCAUGGUAAAGGCAGAUUACCAACUCUCUGUCGGAUCCUUACAAGGCACUCCGACCUACGUCCCUGAUAUCUCUGUCUCUUUCUCCUGCGAAUGAUGGGGACGAGGGCCUUGUCGGGUGUCUGAAGUAAAUCCUUUGCGUCCAACUCGUUAAAGAAAAUAAUCUUCUUCCAGUACGAGGUGCUGGCAUCGUUGGCAGACGUGGGCCGGGGGUACGGGGAGGCCGUACUGACCGUCCUGAGGGCCAGACGGGAGGAGAUCCGCCAGGCGCUGGUGGAGAGAACCAAUAACGUGUCUAGCUCCACCCUCCAGGACUUUGACUGGCAUAUAAAGCUGGCAUUGGCCAGCGAUAAGAUCUCGUCUCUCCAGACCCCUCUACUCAACCUCAGUUUGGACGUGAAGGAGAACGGGGCCCUGAAGCCUGUGUCUGUCGAGAUGAACCGAGAGGAAUUACAAACACUCAUCAGCUCAAUGGAGGCUGCCAAUAAGGUGGUACUACAGCUGAAGUGAUGGUGGCGAUAGACAUUUAUUUCACUGUGCCCUUUCAUCUAUGGCUCUUAAGGGGACGUGCAAUCUCAUCAUAGAUGGACACUGAACUAUGAUGCAGUGUCUUUCUGGAAACAGUGGUCUGAUCCAGAUACAGCUUUUAGCCUUCAACCCCCUUAGGCACUGAUUCCUACGCUUCCCCUAAUGAAUUCAAAAUCAUUGAAUUUGUGUAAGCAUGGGAUUGUGGGUGUUGCGCCAUAUUCCAUUUAUUUUCAAUCCAUGAGGGGGUGUGAAUGAGUGCACAUUUUAGGGAAAAGGAUAUAGAAUCAUACUGCAGCAAGAAGUAGUCUUUUGUGCUGUUUCUUUUGUAAUCCAUUCUAUUACUGUGUAAUAAAUAUUAACGUUUGACCUUUUCUUCAAUGGAAUAUAUAUUAGAGUAUGUAGACUGUCUCCAUACUCUGAAAUGGCUUCAUUUCUUUCUCUUGUCCUUCCUGAUCUCGGAUGAUUGGCUAGGUGAAAAGAUUGUCAAGGUCAUCCACAGAGGCAAUGUUAUAUAUCAGACCAAAUAAUACCCCUUCCAUUUUUUUGUCUGUCUGUUGAAUAUUUAAUACAGAUCACACUGUGUGCAAAAUCUUCCUUUGCGUACGCCUGGUACUAGUCAGCAUGCCUAUGAUGUUAUGCACCAAAACAGCAGUGGGGGGUAGAGUCAUGGCGGACCUAAUUUUCCCUUUCUCUUCUUAAAUUCAUCACAAUAUGGCAGCGUUAUAAUGCAUUAAUAUUUUAAUGAGUUAUAUAAAAAAGUCCAAGUCUCUAGUGUUGGAUGAGAACCUGGUGCGUGUUCUAGUUGGGAAUAUACAGGACUUGCUAUUAGAGCAGUCUUUUUUUAAAUGGAGGUAACCUGACUUUGCAAGCUUGGUUAGAUGUGCAAAAUGCCUGAACACGUGCAACCAGAAGCAUAAUGCCUGAAUGCGCGCACACAACCAGAAGCAUAAUGCCUGAAUGCGUACACACAACCAGAAGCAUAAUGCCUGAAUGCGCGCACACAACCAAAAGCAUGCCUGAUGGAGCGCACACAACCAAAAGCAUAAUGCCUGAUGGAGCGCACACAACCAAAAGCAUAAUGCCUGAUGGAGCGCACACAACCAAAAGCAUAAUGCCUGAUGGAGCGCACACAACCAGGAGCAUAAUACCUGAUGGAGCGCACACAACCAGGAGCAUAAUGCCUGAUGGAGCGCACACAACCAAAAGCAUAAUGCCUGAUGGAGCGCACACAACCAAAAGCAUAAUGCCUGAUGGAGCGCACACAACCAGGAGCAUAAUACCUGAUGGAGCGCACACAACCAGGAGCAUAAUGCCUGAUGGAGCGCACACAACCAAAAGCAUAAUGCCUGAUGGAGCGCACACAACCAAAAGCAUAAUGCCUGAUGGAGCACACACAACCAGGAGCAUAAUGCCUGAAUGCGCGCACACAACCAGAAACAUAAUGCCUGAAUGCGCGCACACAACCAAAAGCAUAAUGCCUGAUGGAGCGCACACAACCAAAAGCAUAAUGCCUGAUGGAGCGCACACAACCAAAAGCAUGCCUGAUGGAGCGCACACAACCAAAAGCAUAAUGCCUGAUGGAGCACACACAACCAGGAGCAUAAUGCCUGAUGGAGCGCACACAACCAAAAGCAUAAUGCCUGAUGGAGCGCACACAACGAAAAGCAUAAUGCCUGAUGGAGCGCACACAACCAAAAGCAUAAUGCCUGAUGGAGCGCACACAACCAGGAGCAUAAUACCUGAUGGAGCGCACACAACCAAAAGCAUGCCUGAUGGAGCGCACACAACCAGGAGCAUAAUACCUGAUGGAGCGCACACAACCAGGAGCAUAAUACCUGAUGGAGCGCACACAACCAGGAGCAUAAUACCUGAUGGAGCGCACACAACCAGGAGCAUAAUACCUGCGGGCGCACAAAACCAAAAGUAUAAUGCCUGAAAUUGCGAGCGUGCACAACCAGAAGCGUAAUGCCUGAAAGCGCGAGCGCAAACAACCAGAAGCAAAAUGCCUAAACACACAACCAGAAGCAAAAUCCCUGAACACGCACACAACCAGAAGCAUAAUGCCUGAAUACGCACACACACAACCAAAAGCAUAAUACCUGAACACGCGAGCGCACACAACCAGAAGCAUAAUACCUGAACGCGCGAGCGCACACAACCAGAAGCAUAAUACCUGAACACGCGAGCGCACACAACCAGAAGCAUAAUACCUGAAUGCGUGCACACAACCAGAAGCAUAAUGCCUGAACACGCGAGCGCACACAACCAGAAACAUAAAUGCCUGAACGCGCACCCACAAUCAGAAGCAUAAUGCCUGAAUGCGCACGCAUAACCAGAGGCAAAAUGCCUGAACGCGCGUGCACACACACAACCAGAGGCAAAAUGCCUGAACGUGCGUGCACACACACACAACCAGAGGCAAAAUGCCUGAACGCGCAUGCACACACACAACCAGAGGCAUAAUGCCUGAAUGCGUGCACACAACCAAAAAGCAUAAUACCUGAACACGCAAGCGCACACAACCAGAAGCAUAAUGCCUGAAUGCGUGCGCACACACAACCAGAAGCAAAAUGCCUAAACGUGCACACACAACCAGAGCCAAAAUGCCUGAACGCGCGUGCACACACACAACCAGAAGCAAAAUGCCUGAACGCGCGCGCGCACACAACCAGAAGCAAAAUGCCUGAACGCGCGCGCACACAACCAGAAGCAAAAUGCCUAAACGUGCACACACAACCAGAAGCAAAAUGUCUGAACGCGCGCGCACACAACCAGAAGCAAAAUGCCUAAACGUGCACACACAACCAGAAGCAAAAUGCCUGAACGCGCGUGCACACACACAACCAGAGGCAAAAUGCCUGAACGCGCGUGCACACACACAACCAGAAGCAUAAUGCCUGAAACCGCACCCACAACCAAAGCAUAAUGCCUGAAUGCGCACGCACAACUAGAAGCAUAAUGCCUGAACGUGCACACACACAACCAGAGGCAAAAUGCCUCAACGUGCGUUCACACACACAACCAGAGGCAAAAUGCCUGAACGCGCGUGCACACACACAACCAGAAGCAAAAUGCCUGAACGCGCGUGCACACACACACAACCAGAAGCAAAAUGCCUGAAUGCGCGUGCACACACACAACCAGAAGCAACAUGCCUGAACGUGCACGCACACACAACCAGAAGCAACAUGCCUGAACGUGCGUGCACACACAACCAGAGGCAUAAUGCCUGAACGCGUGCGCACACACACACAACCAGAAGCAAAAUGCCUGAAUGCGCGUGCACACACACCCAGAAGCAUAAUUCCUGAACGCGUGCGCACGCGAGCACACACAACCAGAAGCAUAAUGCCUGAACACGCGAGCACACACAACCAGAAGCAUAAUGCCUGAACGCGCGAGCACACACAACCAGAAGCAUAAUUCCUGAACGCGCGAGCACACACACACAACCAGAAGCAAAAUGCCUCAACGUGCGUGCACACACACAACCAGAGGCAAAAUGCCUGAACGCGCGUGCACACACACACAACCAGAAGCAAAAUGCCUGAAUGCGCGUGCACACACACAACCAGAAGCAACAUGCCUGAACGUGCGUGCACACACAACCAGAAGCAUAAUGCCUGAACGUGUGCGCACGCAACCAGAAGCAUAAUGCCGGAACACGCGAGCACACACAACCAGAAGCAUAAUGCCUGAACGCGCGAGCACACACAACCAGAAGCAUAAUUCCUGAACGCGCGAGCACACACAACCAGAAGCAUAAUGCCUGAACGCGCGAGCACACACAACCAGAAGAAUAAUAGCUAAACGCGCGCACGCACACACACAACCAGAAGCAUAAUGCCUGAACGCGCGUGGAAAACCAGAAGCAAAAUGCCUGAACGUGCACGCACACACACAACCAGAAGCAUAAUGCCUGAACGCGCGUGGAAAACCAGAAGCAAAAUGCCUGAACGUGCACGCACACACACAACCAGAAGCAUAAUGCCUGAACGCGCGAGCACACACAACCAGAAGCAUAAUGCCUGAACGCGCGAGCACACACAACCAGAAGCAUAAUGCCUGAACGCGCGAGCACACACAACCAGAAGCAUAAUGCCUGAACGCGCGAGCACACACAACCAGAAGAAUAAUAGCUAAAUGCACGCGCGCACACACACACACAACCAGAAGCAUAAUGCCUGAACGCGCGAGCACACACAACCAGAAGCAUAAUGCCUGAACGCGCGAGCACACACAACCAGAAGAAUAAUAGCUAAACGCACGUGCGCACACACACACAACCAGAAGCAUAAUGCCUGAACGCGAGUGGAAAACCAGAAGCAUAAUGCCUGAACGUGUGCGCACGCAACCAGAAGCAUAAUGCCGGAACACGCGAGCACACACAACCAGAAGCAUAAUGCCUGAACGCGCGAGCACACACAACCAGAAGCAUAAUUCCUGAACGCGCGAGCACACACAACCAGAAGCAUAAUGCCUGAACGCGCGAGCACACACAACCAGAAGAAUAAUAGCUAAACGCGCGCACGCACACACACAACCAGAAGCAUAAUGCCUGAACGCGCGUGGAAAACCAGAAGCAAAAUGCCUGAACGUGCACGCACACACACAACCAGAAGCAUAAUGCCUGAACGUGUGCGCACGCAACCAGAAGCAUAAUGCCGGAACACGCGAGCACACACAACCAGAAGCAUAAUGCCUGAACGCGCGAGCACACACAACCAGAAGCAUAAUUCCUGAACGCGCGAGCACACACAACCAGAAGCAUAAUGCCUGAACGCGCGAGCACACACAACCAGAAGAAUAAUAGCUAAACGCGCGCACGCACACACACAACCAGAAGCAUAAUGCCUGAACGCGCGUGGAAAACCAGAAGCAAAAUGCCUGAACGUGCACGCACACACACAACCAGAAGCAUAAUGCCUGAACGCGCGAGCACACACAACCAGAAGCAUAAUGCCUGAACGCGCGAGCACACACAACCAGAAGCAUAAUGCCUGAACGCGCGAGCACACACAACCAGAAGAAUAAUAGCUAAACGCACGCGCGCACACACACACACACACAACCAGAAGCAUAAUGCCUGAACGCGCGAGCACACACAACCAGAAGCAUAAUGCCUGAACGCGCGAGCACACACAACCAGAAGAAUAAUAGCUAAACGCACGUGCGCACACACACACAACCAGAAGCAUAAUGCCUGAACGCGAGUGGAAAACCAGAAGCAUAUUGCCUGAACGCGGGAGCACACACAGCCAGAAGCAUAAUGCCUGAACGCGCGAGCACACACAACCAGAAGCAUAAUGCCUGAACUCGCGAGCACACACAACCAGAAGCAUAAUGCCUGAACGCGCGUGGAAAACCAGAAGCAAAAUGCCUGAACGUGCACGCACACACACAACCAGAAGCAUAAUGCCUGAACGUGCGUGGAAAACCAGAAGCAAAAUGCCUGAACGCGCACACACAACCAGAAGCAAAAUGCCUGAACACACGCGCGUGCACGCAACCAGAAACAUAAUGCCUGAAUGGCGCGAGCACACACACACAUAACCAGAAGCAUAAUGCCUGAACACGCACACACAACGCCUGAAUGCGCACGAGCACACACACAACCAGAAGCAUAAUGCCUGAGCGCACGUGCAACACCAGAAGCAAAACGCCUGAAUGCGCACACAAACAACCAGAAGCAAAAUGCCUGAAUGCGCACACACAACCAGAAGCAAAAUGCCUGAACGCGCACACACAACCAGAAGCAAAAUGCCUGAACGCGCACACACAACCAGAAGCAAAAUGCCUGAACACACGCGCAUGCACGCAACCAGAAACAUAAUGCCUGAAUGGCGCGAGCACACACACAUAACCAGAAGCAUAAUACCUGAACACGCACACACAACCUGAAGCAUAAUGCCUGAAUGCGCGCGAACACACACACACACACACACACAACCAGAAGCAUAAUGCCUGAGCGCACGUGCAACACCAGAAGCAUAAUGCCUGAACGUGCGCACACAUACAACCAGAAGCAUAAUGCCUGAAUGCGUGCACACACACAACCAGAAGCAUAAUGCCUGGAAAACACACACACAUCUAGAAGCAUAAUGUCUAAAUGUGUGAGCGAGCACACACACACAACCAGAAGCAUAAUGCCUGAACGCGCACACACACACAGAAGCAUAAUGCCUGAACGCGCACACACACACAGAAGCAAAACGCCUGAACGAGCACACAAACAACCAGAAGCAAAAUGCCUGAAAGCGCACGCACACACACAACCAGAAGCAAAAUGCCUGAACGCGCACACAACCAGAAGCAAAAUGCCUGAAAGCGCACGCAAACACACAACCAGAAGCAAAAUGCCUGGUUUUUGCUGAUUCAAAUAAUCAACUAAUCAUCAAGCUUUGAUCAUUUGAAUCAGCAGUGUAGCGCAAAAACCAGAACGUGCCGACCUAAAGCUUGUUUAAUAGAAGUGUCCAAACGGCCUGUCAAAUGUUGCUUAUGAUUUGAUCAUCUCGCAGCUUAUGUCAUUGUCCUCAUGAGGCUGUCCUAAUAGGUCACGGUAACCAUGCAAACUGAACUGCGCUGAUAUGUUACAUAGGCCAUAAAAACAAAUAACUUUUUUUCCCCCCUCAAUGCAAUAAGGUAAAAAUGUCCGAAGUCUUUAUUUUGAAGACCCAUCCCAAAAUUGGCACAUGGUUUCGGACACACACACACUUCCCACUUUGUGGAAUAAAGGCAAAUCCAAAACUCGUAAACUCUGAGUAACUGUGGAUCGUUAUCACAAGGUGACGUUUGUGUCAUAGCCGUGCCCCUACAGUAGAUUAGAUGGCAGCCUGUCUGAAUUUUUAUGAUUGGCACUACAGUGCAAGGCCCUACUAACUGGUCUGUCAUUACUCUGUCUUUGUAUGAUUCUACAGGACGUUUUUGUGAUAUUUGCGUACAAAUAUGCAUUAUUUUGCUGCAGCAAUUCAGCGUGGCAAUAUGCAGUGAUUUUGUCCAAUUUGUUGCCAAAAUGUGCUGACAAGGGAAAAGUUUGUUGACGUGUCGCUUCAAUUAACCAUAUUAUGCGGUGAUUGGUUGAAAGUGCAAGCCUUCUUUUUUUGUACUGAGGUGUUGAGUCAGGUUCAUGCAAUAAUACCGCGAUGAUUUUACUGUUUUAUGCAGAAAUAGUUCGGUGAUUCGUCAAAUUUGCAAGCUCUCGCAUAAUAUGCAGGGAAUUGUUGAUUUUGCACAAAAAAAAAGUAAUCGUGGAGAGACGGAUUCCUCUUUGCUCAGUAGCUUGAGUUUUAUCUUAGAUCACUUGAGGAGAAAACAUUUUUACUUCUAAAUAUGCCAGUACAGAAUGGGUGUAUACCAGUGGAAGUUCAAGUUGUGUCUCCCAGGCUUCAAGUUUUAGCACUGAAUUGAAGAUACAGUUUAGCAAACGGCACUAUAUCGCAGACAAACUAAGCCACUUUUGCAGUUAAUAUUGUUAAAUGAGAGUGAAGCUCAGUCUUCUAUUGGGUUGGUGAGAUGUCAGUUAUUUUAUUUGAAUUCUAUUUUGAUCAAAGUCCUUACAAUGUCAAACAAAGGAUUUGUACGAAGAUGUUCUCUCACACGCAGACACAAACAUACUUGCACACACAUUCCCAGUCGCAAAUGCUUGCUUGUACACGUUACCAAGCAGAAAAACACCUGCUCGCAGUACAAACACCCUAGCACACUCAAACACACACUCUCUCAGAAACACACUCUCCUUUACACAUGAGAGCACAUAUAGAGCAUCAGAAUUAUUUUUACAGUAAUUUUACACAAUAGAGUUCAGUACAUUUCCUUAUCCCUUGGAAGCUUGAGGGAAGCCAGUUGUUAAGGCUUCCAUUUUGCUAUGGCCAUCCAAAGAAAACACGUCCCAUCUGUUAAGCGAGUCUUUGCUGAGUGGAAAGCCAAUAUUUUCUUUCACCAGUCCAUAGAAUUCCAUUCCACCUGAAAACAAUGACAGUAACAGCAACAGAACCAAACUUGCAGGACAUUUUCUGCAUUGAAUUUACAGAUUGUCAUCAUAAAUGCUGGAAUGUCUGACCACUAUCUAAUUUGAAUAUGUAUUUAGAGCAUCAUAAAAGUCAGUCUCAGUCUAGUUGACCACAGUUUCAUUUCUUCUUCUUCUCUAAAAAAAGUACAAGUUCUUUCUUUUAAAUUCUACACACUAGUUAUAAGAUAAGUUAAACCCUGUGAAAAUAUUGAGAUUCUUGUUAAAGGCACAAUAUUUAGCCAUGAGAAGAGAGCACACUGCUACUUAUUGUGUCCUGUAGAAGCCUAUCUGGUUUAGCUUUUUUUGUAAGCCCUGAUAACACAAGCAGUUCACAUGUCUACUUGGAAUCCACCCAUUAUUAUAAUAAUAAAGUAGUUACAUCAAAAUAGUCACUGGCCAUUGUGAUAGCAAAGCAAUAGUCAUGAGCAAAAGCAUUUUAGCCAUGGUAAAGUACCCUGUUAUAUUAUAAAGGGAAAGAAACACUACCAUUGUUUAUUCAGAAAAAUGAAGAUAUUUUUGUUUCAAAUGUGAGAAAUUGUCAUCAUCUGAGAGUCAUAGACAUUCACUGGCCAGAUCUGAAUGUAACAUGGCCUGCCAAACAGAAAGAACUGCAUGAUGUUAUCAUUGUGUAAAUAAAAGUUAGGAUUGCUUAGAAUACUGCCGAGGCCAGUUUAGCUUUUUUCCACAUCAUCCAAAUUGUAAGGUUCCAAAGGAUGUAAUAGAGUCCAACCUAAUCUAAUUUAAUUUACAGCCACAUAGCAUACUUUAUAAGCUUACUAAAUGCAUCUAUUGUGACACUAAUUGCUGCCCUUUAAUGCUACCAAAUUACACCGUUACAAGGCUAUAACUACUUAUCUUAUUUGUUUUGUUGAACUGAUAUAGUACCCAUUCUGGCACAGCCUUUUCUACAAUAGCAAUGAAACCAGCAAUGAAUCAAGUGGGAAUUACAGGGAAUUGUUCAGGUUCUUACAAUUGAUCAUCAGGUUUGAGUAUAAUUACAGGGAAGUGAACAAAUUAAUUGAAAUCAAAACAAAUAAAUAACCUCAGCGCAUCACUCCUGUUCUUUUUAUGCACCAAAGCAAUGAGGCCAAAGGAUUUCCAUGGCAAAUCUUAUAGCUGUCGAAUAUCCCGUUUUAUGCUAUGCCAGUUCUUCUGAUGCUGGAACAGUUUUACAGAGGCCAAGGCGUUUGUGAGUGGAGAUCAUUUAGUAUAAUGUUAAUGUUAGUAUAUCUACUUGUGUUUGCCAUUUAACAUAUCACUUUUUGAAUAGCUGAGCUGCACUAUAGGUUACUAUACUAUGUGCAAAUACGCUGUACAGUACUGUGUAUUUGAACAGAGAUUUUGUGUUGGCUGCACUUGGCUCAACCAUCUACAGCAUGUAUUAUCAGGGCUUGCGCAUUUUGAUGUGGUUUCGAAAGCAUGGUGACAUCAUAAGUCAUUCUUUACCUGAUUUCUUUUAAAGAAAAUUACAUUUUACAUGCUCACAGACGCUGUGAGAAUAGAUACAAAUUUGAACAAAUUUAGAUUUUUAAGAUUAGUUGAUUUCCAAUUCACUUGUCCUGUAGUUACCCUAAAUGCAAUGAUUGUUCAAAAGCAUACAGUAAUACAUGUAGGCUCAACUAUGGAGCCUUUGCUAAGGUUUCAUACAAAGGAAAGAAAACGGGCUUUGUUUUACAGUGCAAAAAGCCAGUAAGCACACAUGCAUCUAGCAUUAACCAACAAAAUCAAGUCACACAUUAAGAACAUGCAAAGUAGCAUGUUCUUCAACUCACUGAAUACCACCUUAGUCACAAGGUGUGGACUCAACACAAUGAGAAAUGCCUUAAUCAUGGGAGGAAGAGUAAAUACUUAAUUGAGGAUGAACUUAUUCAUAGUUAAAACAAAUGAGAACUACCUUAUUCACAGAGAUGAGUUCAACCAAACAAGGACUUCCUAAACCACAAGAUGAAGUUUUACUCAGCAAGGAUUUGCUUCAAUAACAAGAUAGGGUUUAACUAAUAGAAAACUGUAUUUGUUAUUACCCACAGUUUUUGCAAUGUUUUUUUCUCUUUAGAAGCAAAUAAAAGUUGUGUUACGGACCACAUGCAGAGGCUGAGAGGAAAUAAGGUGAGAACAGGAUUUCUUAAUAAAUAAAAUGCAGUUGCAGCCUAAGAGUAACAAUGAAGUCACCAAAGUCAAUU
This is a messenger RNA of Oncorhynchus kisutch (coho salmon), 11239 nucleotides long. RefSeq names its product COMM domain-containing protein 8-like. The record is from RefSeq and is a predicted model, not a curated record. NCBI's taxonomy places the organism in Eukaryota, Metazoa, Chordata, Actinopteri, Salmoniformes, Salmonidae. The transcript is spliced from 4 exons. The coding region runs from base 1968 to 2987 and encodes 339 amino acids.